AACACUGUCUACCAGAAAACCACCGUCACCAAAGGCUGACAAGCUGAACUUCCGCGGAAUACCAGGCAGAUUGUGAUCCGACAUACUCGACUGGACUCGACUGGACUGUCAUAUUCCUCGUGAAGCAGAUGGAACGCAUGAGGACUGAACCUAACUUUGUUUCUUCCGCUUCAGGUUCACAAGGCCCACAAUACCUCGACACCCUUUUCUCUCCUCCAACCGGACAACACCCUGAACCAGGCUUACAUCUUCAACGUUGGCGUCGUCAAAAACUCCAGAAGAAUGGGGGUCGGAAAGGCUCUGCUGCUGGCCGCUCUCAAGGUGGCCAAACAGAUGGAACUUCAGGUGCUGUUCGUGCAUGUAGAGGCGGACAAUCACGGCGCCAUGGCGUUGUACACCAGCUCAGGAUUCAAAGUCCAGGAAGAAGAAGCAGAACAGCUGGCGCUUCAAUUACGAAGGCCUCGCAGAAUAUUGUUGAGCUUCUGGACCUCAUAAGUCAUCGCGAACCAGAUGUACGUCUUUGACCAGCACAUAGUUUGAACUUCCUACCUUCUGUACUCAAACCACAUUGCAAUCCGAAGCUUCCACCUCCAAGUUUGUCCAAUCCCAAA
Messenger RNA from Physcomitrium patens, 611 nucleotides. Its product is annotated as GCN5-related N-acetyltransferase 7, chloroplastic. Gene Ontology annotation, cellular component: chloroplast. Gene Ontology annotation, molecular function: acyltransferase activity, transferring groups other than amino-acyl groups. NCBI's taxonomy places the organism in Eukaryota, Viridiplantae, Streptophyta, Bryopsida, Funariales, Funariaceae. The record is from RefSeq and is a predicted model, not a curated record.